AUGGAGGGCUCCUCUUCGCCGCCGCCCGCCUACUCGGACCUCAGGCGGGGCCUGGGGAAGAGCAACAGCGGCGCCGACCUGCAGAUGAACGGCGACGAGGAGGCGCCGGGCCCCGAGGAAGAGGAGAUCCACGCGCCCAAAAACUACCUGUGGCUCAGCAUCCUUUCCUGCUUCUGCCCGUCCUACCCCAUCAACAUCGUGGCCUUCGUCUUCUCAGUGAUGGUAAGCCUUGUGUGGUGUUUUUUGGGGUGGGUUUAAGGGGGCGCCGUCGGGGCUGGAGCGUCCCUAUCUCCACGAUUGCGCCCCUCCCCAGUCCGUCGCCUCCUACUGGACAGCUCCUACUUGGAAAGGGGAAGGACAAAAUAAUAAUAAUAAUAAUAAUAAUAAUAAUAAUAAUAAUAAUAAUUUAUUUAUACCCCACCCAUCUGGCUGGGCUUCCCCAGCCACUCUGGGCGACUUCCCCCAAAAAAAUUAAAAUACUGUAACACAUCAAACAUUAGGGUUUAAAAGGGUUGUAGUCAGCUGGACCCUACUCAGAGUAGACCUUUUGAUUUCUUUCCAAGCCCUACUCAAGGGAAUAUUGGUUGGACUCAAUGGGCAUGAGGUAGCCAUGCCCGUUGGCUUCAGGGGGUUUACUCUUGAGUAGAACCAGCAUUGGAGAGAUUCACUGACAUUAAAAGGACACCAGUUAGCCAUGUUCCUUACUUUUAGUGGGUCUAAUGACAGCCCCAGCUGACCCGUGAUUCCCCUGGACUAUAGAGGGAGGGGACACAACACCCCCUAUGAAAUUUAUUUUUCAGAACCUCUCCUUUCCAGCUUCAGUCUCCACUGCAUCUUUAGAUACUGACCCGCUGCAGGUGUAACUCAAAAGUCCCAUGGAGUUCAAACAGGGGCUUGCAUCUAACGAAGCAUGGAUGUAAUGGCAGCCCCGACCUAUUAAUGGUUGGCCCAGAAGCAAGCUUCCUGGGUGAUAUUUAGCUGGGCUUAACUUUCCAGGAAGUGCAAUAGAUGGUUUCAAGAUGCAAUGUUAGGAAGGGAGCCUCCAGAUGUCAUUCCAUUGUCAGUCCACACUUCCCCAAGCAUUUCUGCACUACUUUCCUUCCUGAAAAAGCCCCCCUUUUUUUAAAAAAGGUGAAUUUACUGCCCGAGAACACUUUAACCCACUUCUAAUUGCUCAAGCCUAAAUUUGCAGCUAUGCAACUGAAUCUUUCUCCCAAAAGAACCACAGGCUGUGUGUACAUAUUGCUGGCUUAAAAUCCAGCUAGGUUGUUCUUUUUUCCCCAGUUGGGAUCAAAGCCAGGGUGGGUGUGGGGUUUUUUUGGGGGGAGGGGAUUGCAGCAUUUUGUAAAAAAUAAUAAUACAGAAUCAUAGAAUUCUAGAGCUGGAACCUGCUCAAAGGGGUUGUCUAGUCGCUUCUCCCUGCAAUGGGGGAAUCACAGUUGAGGGUAGAUUUUACCAUUAUUUAUUAUUGCAUUUCUCUCUCUCCCCCACCUUCGUCCCAAAGGGGUUCAGAGCAGCAAAAGGCAGGAUAGAUGUGGAUUGAACCCAGGGGUGAGAGUGCAGUGGGUGCAGAGUAAAAGGGAAAUGUGUGUUUACACAGCCCCAAUCUGGAGGGGACCUGCGUUUACUCCGGAUCCUAAGCACUGCUGAGUUCAGUGGGGCUCACUGUGCUGUUGGUGCAAGCCUAUGUUAAGGUUGUAACCUUUUGUCUCAAGAUUUUGUUAUCAAUACAGUGGUACCUCGGGUUAAGUACUUAAUUCGUUCCGGAGGUCCAUACUUAACCUGAAACUGUUCUUAACCUGAAGUACCACUUUAGCUAAUGGGGCCUCUUGCUGCUGCCGGUUCUCAUCCUGAAGCAAAGUUCUUAACCCGAGGUACUAUUUCUGGGUUAGCGGAGUCUGUAACCUGAAGUGUAUGUAACUCGAGGUACCACCGUACUGGAUGGAAGUUGUGGUUUCUGUAGUGCAAAGAUUCCGCUUUUCAGUUACUUGCCUUGAUUACAGUAUCUGACUGUCUUGUUUCUGGAACUUGUUCUCCUUCUGGUGCCCAGUCCAUACAACAACCAGGAUGGUGUAGCGGUUGCAGCAUCAGACUAGGGAUUCGGGAGAGCCGGGUUCAAAUCCUCCCUCCCUCACUGGGCGACUUUGCGUCCCUUCCCAACUCUCUCUUGGCCUAGCCUCCCUCACAGGGUGGUUGUGAGGAACAAAUGGGGGAGGGGAGAAGAACCUUUGAGCUCUUUGAAAAGUGGGAUAUAAGUGCAAUGAAUAAAUACAAUUUCAAUAACAUGCACCAUUGGUUUUGUUUUCAGAGUGAGAGAGGGAUUUCAGAUAAUGAGCGGCGAGUGAUUGUUUCUUGUACAACACCAGGCAUAGGAAAGAUAGAACAGCAAAGUUAAAACCAGAGAGCCAGUGUGGUGUAAUAGUUAGCAUGUCAGACUAGGACCUGGGAGACCAGGGUUCAAGUCCCCGCUUGGCUAUGCAGCUCACUGGGUCACCCUUGGAGGCCAGUCACUCUCAGCCGAACCUACCUCGCAGGGUUGUUGUGGGGACCGAAUGAGAAGCAGAAGAAGCACAUACACCGCCUUGUGUGGAUCUGGGUUGACCUGGGAUUUGGGUGGAUCAGACUGAGGCAGCCUUGGAUACCCUUGGCUUGGAUCAAGUCCACCUGAAGCAAUCCAGGGCUGUCAAAAUGCAAGGCAAGGAAAGCAGGGAGAAGGAGCCCUUUGUGACUCUGUAAGGUUCCUGAAUUGGGUCAGGGGCUGGAUCCAAGUUGGGUGCAAGACAGGACGGGAGACCCGCUCAGCCCUCACAUGCACACAUGAGGAAGAUGUGCACAAGUCUUUUAUAGUGGUGCAUGGUUUGUUGGCAAGUUGUCAUCCUUGUUGUUGUUGUUGUUUAGUCGUUUAGUAGUGUCCGACUCUUCGUGACCCCAUGGACCAGAGCAGGCCAGGCACUCCUGUCUUCCACUGCCUCCUGCAGUUUGGUCCGACUCAUGUUUGUAGCUUCGAGAACACUGUCCAACCAUCUCGUCCUCUGUCGUCCCCUUCUUCUUGUGCCCUCCAUCUUUCCCAACAUCAGGGUCUUUUCCAGGGAGUCUUCUCUUCUCAUGAGGUGGCCAAAGUAUUGGAGCCUCAGCUUCAGAUCUGUCCUUCCAGUGAGCACUCAGGGCUGAUUUCCUUAAGAAUGGAUGCGUUUGAUCUUCUUGCAGUCCAUGGGACUCUCAUCCUUACCCCCCUGGCAAUUCUAAACUUUCUUCUCAUCCCAUUCACUAUUCUUUCCAUUCCAGUGCCUUAGGUGUGAAUUUCAGAGCAGAGGGUGGUGAACUCCCUUGCCCUGUGUUCUGGCAGAUUCUAGGCUAUAUGGAAGUGAGAUCCAGGAAGCAAAGAUGGUUUAGGAGCUCUAGCCUGGAAAAGGGUGUGAGAUCGGCUCAUCGGUCCCCUCCACCCACCCUGCAAUAAAAAAAAUACCACAAGCUCUGGGGUCCUGGUAGGAUGCAGUUUGUGACCAAAUCUAUAGGUUUAUUACAGCAAACUUAAAGCAGAACUUUUAAAUUCUUGAAGCAUAAUAUUUCCAGCAGCUGAUAAAAAUGACCAUUAGUUGCUCUGAUGAAAAGGAUGAUUUUGAAACUUCUGUUUUGUCCGUCAUUAUAAUAUCUCUCUUUCUCUCUAGUAGGUGAAGAUCUGUGGCCCAUUUUGGCCCAUUUUGCAGUUCUGCCUGUCUCAGGGGUAGAGAGUACACCUUCUGCAUGCUAACUGCUGUCUCCUUCCCGACAUUGGGGUAGGGUUGGGGUCAGGGGUACGGCAUCCGCCUUGCAUUCAGAAGGACCCAGAUUCAAUCCCCAGCAUCUCAAGGUAGGGCCAGGAAAGACCCCUGUCUGAAAGCCUGGGAGAGAUGCUGCCAGCCAGUGUAGACAAUACUAAGCUAGAUGGACCAAUGGUCUGACUCAGUUUAUGGCCGCUUCCUAUGUUCCUAGCUGCCAACCCAGAAGCCCAAGAGGAGUGUGAAGGCAGAGGUUCCUGUGGCCAAAGGACCAUUCAACAGCCCAACUUAGCCCUGACUGUCUUUUACCAGUUUGAAAGAUUUUGACCCCUGCUCUUCAGCUGAGGGUGGGAGGAAGCUUCCCAGAGUGGCUUACAGCUACCAAUAAUAAGACUUGGCUUAUAAGCUAAAAGAUACAAUGCAAAAGGAAAAAGGAGGAGGAGGGAGGAGGAAGAAGCAAAUUCAGGUGCUAGGUCUUCGCUCUGGAGUUCAGCUGUAAUAGGUCAAGGAGAUGAGGUGCCAAAAAAAGUCCCGUGUGUGCAUGUGUGUACAUGUGUGUGUGCGGGCGCAUGCAGGCACAUAGAGGAUUCGGGAUUCGGGAGAUCAAAAACACUUCCAGUUGCAACUCUUUUUUCAAUAAGAGCAACAUUGGGCUGUGCAUAUGAGACCCUUCUGCAACAAAUGUACACUAUAUUGUUCUCCCCGUAUUGAUUGCUAGAGGCUGCGCCCCUGCUCACUCAGUUCACAAACCUCCCACCGUUUCUCCGCCCCCCCAGAGCUUCCCCUUCCCACCUCAAGUGACUGCUAAGCUCCCUAUUGUUCCCCAUUUUUCUCUUCUAUUCUGCAGUCCCACUCUGCACCCCCAUUUUCACAGGCAUGCCCAUGACUAUGCCCCCCCCAAGUUCCUUCAGUUCCCUCCAUCCCUACUUCACAUAAACCUCUGCUCUUGUUUUCAACCACAACAUUUCACCUGUCAAUGCCCCUCCCUCCUCGCUCCCAUGACAUGGCCACUGGUGUUGUGCAGCUUGUCUCCUCACCCCACCCUAACCUCCUGCAAAUCUGGGAUUUUGAUGCGAGACCCAAAAUCCUCCCAAUGGGGGGGGGCCCUACGUGACGACAACCUUACAUUUUUAUGCAUAUAGGAAGAUAAGUGUAGAAGUGUGGGUGGAUACGUGCACAACACGGACCAUCCAUUCCGAGAGAGUCCAUUUAGCCAACCUAAUGGGUUGCGGUCCAUUACUUGCGCGAAGGGAGAAAUGGCUGGCCGUUUCAGAGCCCUGAGAGAUUAGGAGAGGCUAAGGGUGUGUGCUUGUGUGUGCCAAAGAACCUCGAAGCACGUUCUGUCUGCAGUUGGCAGGACGGUGGACUGGAGACAGAAGGUAUUUCGCUAAGAGAGAUGGCUUCUCCCCCAUCUCUCUGGGGACCAUAAAGCUUUCAAGCAGCAAGGGUUAUUUGAGAGCUCAAAAGAGAUGCCUCGAAUCACUAUAUAGAUAUCUCACCCUGCUGAUCUGCUCUUUAAAUAAUGGGUACCAUUUUCUCGCCAUCAGAGUUAAUGGCUCAACAAAAAAACAAGUACGAAUGGCACCAGCCCAGUACAGCAAUAUCCAACUGCCUUGUCCACACUCGUUCCUCUGCAUCAAAGGUAGGGAACCUCUUUCAGCCUGAGGGCCGCAUUUCCUUCUGGGCAAUCUUCCAGGGGCCACAUGCCAGUGGUGGGUGGAGCCAGAAGGAAAACUGGGAGGAGCAACAGAUGCAAAUUGGACCUCUGUACAAUAGGCUAGUUUCUACACACACACACACUCAUAUUCCAGGCAAGCAAGAGGCACGAUCACAGUUCAAGGACACAUUCCAACCAGGCAAAACACUCAAGGAGGGUGCAAAGCAGGGCUGGUAAGGGCUGUGGCCUGGGGAGGAGAGAUGCGGCUGGAGAGGAGUGUGUGAUAUGGGCAUAGGUGUAGCCAGGAUUUAUGGUGGGGGUGGCAGGGCACCCCACCUGGCAUCAUCGUCGGUCUGGCUCUGAUACCUAGCACAUUUGGAAUGAAGGGUCUCAGCUGUUUUUAAGUGACUUUCUUUUGACCCCAAGUGCUCAGGAAAAUCUGUCCAAUUCUUUCUCCAAUUUCUAUUUUUAGUUAAGUAUUUUUAUUUAUUUAUUUGAUGGGCAUGGGGAGAGUCUCAGGGGCCAUGUGGAGGGUUGAAUUUGGCCCCCAGGCCCAAGGUUCAAUAGAAGCUUAUAAAAUUAUACAGUGGUACCUCAGGUUACAUACACUUCAGGUUACAGACUCCGCUAACCGAGAAAUAUUACCUCGGGUUAAGAACUUUGCUUCAGGAUGAGAACAGAAAUCGUGCAGUGACGGCACGGCAGCAGCAGGAGGCCCCAUUAGCUAAAGUGGUGCUUCAGGUUAAGAACAGUUUCAGGUUAAGAACGGACCUCCAGAACAAAUUAAGUAUCGUAUUUUUCGCUCUAUAAGACACACAAGACCACAAGACGCACCUAGUUUUUGGAGGAGGAAAACAAGAAAAAAAAUAUUCUGAAUCCCAGAAGCCAGAACAGCAAGAGGGAUCGCUGUGCAGUGAAAGCAGCAAUCCCUCUUGCUGUUCUGGCUUCUGGGAUAGCUGCGCAGCCUGCAUUCGCUCCAUAAGACACACACACAUUUCCCCUUACUUUUUAGGAGGGAAAAAGUGAGUCUUAUAGAGCAAAAAAUACGGUACUUAACCCGAGGUACCACUGGACACAGCUGGGAGAAAGUGGUGCAGAGCGGUAUGAAAGCACCUUAAUAAAUAAAACGAAACAAACGUCUUUAACCGAAGCAUAUUUAGCUUUCUCUCCAGCUGAAAAAGCCUCCCACAGUGGUUGACAAAGAUCAAUAACAAGGCAACCCUGACUUUUUAGAGUUGCGGCCUAAAAGGCACGUCACAAAAGGAAAAAUGAAUGUGGAGGGAGAAGGGGGGAAGCCUUUGGGCUUACCAUAGAAAAUACAUGAAACAGAAGGGGGCAGGGGAGAAAUGAAGCCAUUUCAUUUAGGAGAAAACAAACCACAAUCCUUGAAUCUGAUGUAACGCAAAGCCAAGGCUUCUUGGUUUGUUUGUCUAUUCUGCUUCUACCAGCGGAUGAUAGAAGAGGAGGCAAUUGGGCAGUAUAUACCCGCCUGCUGUUCUUUCACAAUAAACCACAAUAAGUCAUAACAUCUGGUUUAUCAUUACGUGCAAACAUGGCCAUCAACUCAUACAAGUCUGGGUAGGGGAACUUCAGGCCCAGGGGCCACAACUGGCCCUCCAGCCAUCCCUGCCUGACCCCUGGCACUCUCCACAGGCCACACCCUCCUAGAGGUCAAAUUUAAAUACGUUGCUCCACCCAGUUGUGCUUCUGGCUCCACCCAUUUGGCCCCCAGAAGGUUCCCCAGGAAGGCAGGAGGCCCUCACUCCCAUAGAAGCUGCAAUGUAUUCGUUUUGUAUUGUCUUAUGGAUAAGCUCUUGCAAGGCUCCCACAAAACCCAAGCGUAAUGAGAAGCAGAGGAAUGCCCACAUGAUAUAUUUGCUGCAUUGCUUCUGAAAAAGGGCCAGAGGAGACACUUGAUCCACUAGCAAUUUCCCUCCGGGCCUGCAAUUCAGCUUAUGCAGCAUGCUGUCAUUGCAUGUGCAGCUGAGUAGACCUCUGCCUAGUUGCGUAGCCGAUAGGAUUUAUUCUGUCUGCUGAAUGUCUUCUUGAUGCCCUGGCAUUCUGAAAAGCUUGCAUCCGUCGUGAAUCGCCUGUGCUCCCAACCUGCCACAAUUUAUAACAAUUCCUCUGAGGGGAGGAGAAAUAGGAUGCCUUAUACUAAGUCAGAUUGCUGAUUCCAGCUAGCUCAGAAUUGUCCGCAAUGGCGGAGGAACCUGGGGCGGGGCAAACCGCCCAGCGGCACACGCGCAACAUCCCACACGGUCACUGUGUGAGCGGCAGCCCGUGCGAAUGCCACGCAAGCAGUGCCCAUACUAACUGCACAUGCGCCCUCGGCUGCUCUACAGCUGGGGGGGCAGCGAGCCAUCUUGUCACCCCCCGAGUGGUGCCCGGGGCGGCCUGUCCCCUCCACUCCCCUUCGUACUCUCCUGAUUGUCCGUCUUGGGAGUCAUUCUGCAAAGAAACAGUAAAGAUGUUUGUACCUUUAAGAACUGUUUCUGUAAGCUCUGGGCAGAUUGGGUACAGCUGGUCAUGACUACAAAAGGAGGAAAAGUUGCAGUUUGAAUCUGCCUGCAAGGACUAACACCCACAAGCUUUGUUGUUUGUUGUUUUGUAAUGAAACCUUUAUUGAAUUUGGUUUUACACCGGUCUUAUGGUGUCGUAGUUUCUGUCACCUGCCACCAGAGGAAAAAAACCCUCUAACAGUCCGCACUGAUGGAAGUCUCUCCUAGCCCUAUCUCAGGAGUCUGCAACCUUUAAGACAAAAAGAGCCACUUGGACCCAUUUCCGAAGGAAAAAAAACUGGGAGCCGCAAAACUCGUCAUUAUAAAAAUAACUUUUUUGUCACUUUUUUAAUUAUUUCUUUGUUUGACCCCUCAGAAUUACUCCUCCUCAUAGAAAUAAACGUUAAAUUAACAAGUUACCUUUUUGUGUGUGUGUGUGUGUUCUUCACUCCCCUUCAACAGUGACCAGCGUACAUGCCCCCUUUCAAUGCAGUGACCAGCGUACAUGCCCCUUACAAUGUAGCGGGCGGGUGGGCGGGAAGGUGACGUCGGGACGGUGCGUGACUAACGCACGCCCCGCCCCCAUGCGACGUCACAGCCAGUACAGCGCCCGCCACAGUGGGGAGUGUCGGGGCACACAAUGCGCCUCCUCCCCUCGCUAGUAUCCGCCCCGGAGCCGCGGCAAAGGUGUAAAAGAGCCACAUGCGGCUCUGGAGCCGCGGGUUGCAGACCCCUGCCCUAUCUGGAGAUGCCAAGAAUUCAACCUGGGGCUUUCUGCUUUCAAGGCAGAUGCUUAUUCAUCAUGGGCUGGCCAAGUCGGGAAAAUGCAGAGGGAGGAUAUGGGGGAGGCCUUCAGUGGGAUGUGGGGCAUCUGCUGGGAGUGGGGAAAUUUGCUGGCAAGGAUUGGAGGGUGGGGCGCUUCCUUAGCCUGCUCUCUCCCCUCCUCCCUUUCCAAGUUUGGUGGAGAACCUCUGUCAGACACAGCUGUCUGAUACUGGGGAUAGCUCUGCCUUCCCAGGAGAGAAUAGUUCACCAGUCCCAGCCACCUCUCAGGUGGUAGCGACUUGUUCCCUGCCACCCAAGUCCAGGACGAGCCCAAAGAGAAGGAAACACAGGGCUCUGCCUGCUGAGCAUUGCAAGAGAUUGCAGAAACUCUUUCAGCCUUAAGAUGAGCGCACCCUGUUCCUAUAUGCAGGAUAGUCAUCGGAUCAACUUUCAAAGCUUUGCCAGCUGGAGUUCCUGCCUUUGUUGUAGCUGUUAUUGAGGAUUAGCAAAGAGUAUUGCCUAAAGUGCCUUAAACCAACAAUCUGCCUAUAUACCACAAUAAUCUAAGCAUACAGGAAAAUAGGUUUCCAGAAGGAGAGGUCAAAAUUAGAAACAGAACUGUUAGAACCCAAUACUAAGAAUCUGUCGAGAAUGUAUAAUCUGCUGUUGAAAUGGAACACACAGGAUGAAACGGUGAAAUCAGCUAUGAUAAAAUGGGCACAAGAUAUUGGUCAUAACAUUAUGUUUGCUGACUGGGAACAGCUGUGGACCACCGGUACUAAAUUUACGGCAUGUAAUGCCUUAAGAGAAAACAUUAUGAAAAUGAUGUAUAGGUGGUACAUGACCCCAGUCAAGCUUGCAAAAAUUUAUCAUCUGCCCAAUAAUAAAUGCUGGAAAUGUAAUGAGACUGAAGGUACUUUUUACCACCUUUGGUGGACCUGCCCGAGGAUAAAAGCUUUUUGGGAAAUGAUCUAUAAUGAAAUUAAGAAGGUUCUUAAAUGGACCUUUCCUAAAAAACCUGAGGCUUUUCUCCUGGGCAUAGUCGGCCAAUUGGUGAGAAGGAAGGACAGGACGUUUUUUAUGUAUGCGACUACAGCAGCAAGGAUUCUUCUAGCAAAGUAUUGGAAGACACAACAACUACCCACACUGGAAGAAUGGCAGACGAAGGUGAUCGACUACAUGGGACUGGCGGAGUUGACUGGCAGAAUCCGUGACCAGGGGAAAGAGACAGUGGAAGAAGAUUGGAAGAAAUUUAAAGUUUAUCUUAGAACUUGUUGUAAAAUUUAGGAAUGUUAAAAUGUCAAGGGGUUGUGAAACAGAGAAUUGCAGCUGUAAUUAACAAUAUUAGAAGAACUUAAAAGAAAUUGAACUGAAAAAUUAGUCGACUGAGGAGUUGCUGAAGAAAUAUAAAACAAGGAUGCAGAAAAGGGGAGGUAUGGGGAAGUCCGGAAAGUAAGGUUUAUGAAAAAAUGGUUAUGAAAUUGUACAUGUUUAUAUGUUUGUAUGUUGGUGUACUGUGUAUUGUUUGUUUUCUCUUUGUUUUUUUAUUCUGUGUUUGGAAAAUUAAUAAAAACUUAUAUUAAAAAAAAAAACAAUAAUCUAAGCAUAAAAGCCUUUGGAAAGAGUGUAUCAAUUUUCUUCAGCAACUGGGAGCCAGGACAAUUCUCUGCUACUGAACUAUGGCCAUUCUCAAGGUUUCAUCCUGCUCUGAUCUGAGGGAUGGGUGGGGAGGGGAAGGUUCCAGCACCAUGGAGAGCUCCGAGCAAACCACUUGUUCCAUCAAAGGUAGAGGUGGACCGAGGUCCUCGUGUAUAUUCAUGAAAACAAUAUACAAACGUGAAUUAAAUUAGGGUAAAUGUCUUGCAAAAAGAGAUGUGUAUAUUUGCCCAACAGGCAUGCAAAAAUCUGUCUAUAUACCUUAAGAAAUGUCCAGAUUGGUACAUUUUUAAAAUGUUGAGUCUGCCACAUUGAUUCACAAUGGUGGCCAAUAUCAAAACAUAGUUGAAAAACUGCUCCGUGAUCUCAGGAGCCAUUGUGCCAAAUUGCUUGUGUCACCUUAAUCAUAAAUAAAUAGAGGAUUUAGCUUUUUGCCCUCAGCUUUCACCUGACCUUUUCGUAGUUUAUAUGCCAGGAAAAAACCUAGAACUUCUACAUGUUGCUGACCAUCACUGGCUCUUGUGGGAGUGAGUUCCGUAGUUUAACUAUGUCCUGUGUGAAAGAGUCCUUUUAUCUGUCCCAAAUCAUUCAGUUUUAUUUUAUGUCCCUGAGUUAUAGCAUUAGGAGAGAGGGAGAAAAGCUGUUCUCCAUCCAUUUUCUGUGUGCGAUGCAUCAUUUUACAGUGGUACCUCAGGUUAAGUGAUACCUCGUGGUAUUUUACAGUGGUACCUCGUUCCGGAGGUCCGUACUUAACCUGAAACUGUUCUUAACCUGAAGCACCAUUUUAGUUAAUGGGGCCUCCUGCUGCCGCCGCGCUGCUGGAACACGAUUUCUGUUCUCAUCCUGAAGCAAAGUUCUUAACCUGAAGCACUAUUUCUGGGUUAGUGGAGUCUGUAACCUGAAGCGUAUGUAACCUGAAGCGUAUGUAACCUGAGGUACCACUGUAUAAGGUUCUAUCAUGGCACCUCUUUCUCGCCUUUUCUCUAAACUAAAAAAUCCCAAAUGCUGCAAAUUUUCCUCAUGGGAGAGUCAUUUAAACCAAAGUCAGCUACAAUUUAGGAGCAAAUAAAUGUCAGUAAAACCACACCUAAAAAUAGUUUGCCCUCUUACUCAAAUGCCUGGCCAGUAUCUAUGGCCUCCAGGUAAAACCAGAAUCCCUUUCCUCCUCCCCUCCACCUCGCGCUGCUCAGAUGCAUAUUCUCUCAAGUGGACAGCUGAGCCUUCGAAGGGCAGCACUUAGUUAAAUUGCUGUGGGAUUUAUUGAUCAGCUAUGGUGGAGCAAUGAACUGUACAACAAAUGCAGCAGUAAUAAACAGCUCCUGGAUAAAUGGCCGCUUCGUCCCUGGCGUUGAUUGGGAAUAGCCAGUGUGGUGUAGUGGUUAGAGUGUCAGGCUCUAGCACCCGGGAGGUAAAGGGACCCCUGACCAUUAGGUCCAGUCGCGAACGAUUCUGGGGUUGUGGCUCUCAUCUCGCUUUACUGGCCGAGGGAGCCGGCGUACAGCUUCUGGGUCAUGUGGCCAGCAUGACUAAGCCGCUUCUGGCGAACCAGAGCAGCGCACAGAAACGCCGUUUACCUUCCCGCCAGAGCGGUACCUAUUUAUCUACUUGCACUUUGACGUGCUCAGGGUUCAAAUUCCCCACUCAGCCAUGGAGUGCAUUGGGUGACCUCAGGCCAGUCAUUAACCUACCGUAUUUUUCGCCCCAUAGGGCGCACCUAGUUUUUUUGGGGGGGAAAUAAAGGGGAAAAAUUAUUUCCCCCCCAGGCGCGGGGCUGGGGCGGGGGAAGCCCGAGCUUCCCCCGACCCCAGCCCCCAGAACAGGCUGCUAUCCGCAAGCCUAGGGAGCCUUCUUGAUUCAAAAUGGUUUCCAAACAUAUCCAAGCACAGACCAAAACCUAUGAUCUUGAUCACAGGAACCAUUGUGUAAGAAUUGGUCACAAUAUCUUUUAAGAGAUGUAUGACAGCUUUCCAAAAGAUAUAGUAGAUUUGGGUGGUGAGGAGAGAGGACAGGAGAAUGAAAAAACUGUGAGCUGGUUGUUAAAGUAUUAUGCUGAUGAUUUAUUCAUUACUGAAUUGAUACACAGCCCUUCCUCCCCAAGGAUCCCAGGCAGGCAAACAGAUACAAAACUGUAAAAAGAAAAACAAAAACAUUAUAAAACAGAUUAAAAUGUCCUAAAAUCAAUUGCAAUCAAAAACAUACUUCCAGCCUAUGCUCUGGAGGUGGCCAGGCGCAGUAUUCUUCAGCCACCAAAUGCUUGGGUGAACAGGGACAUUUUCUCCUAGGGAGUUAAUAAUGAUAGAGACAGGCACACCUGGCUAGAGAGGGCAUUCCUCAACUGGGGGGCCACCACCAAAGAGGCCCCUUCACAGAACACUGCCAACCACGCAGCCUUCGGUGGCAGUGCCUCCAGCAGCAAGGCCUCACCCGCCAAUGGUGACAAAAGGAGUGAGAAUGGAGGCACAGGUUGGUUGGUUGGUUUUUUAAUGAAAAUUGCAUUUCUCCUCUGCAGGCAUUAAACAGUUACACACAGGGAGAUAUAGAGGGGUCAAAAAGACUGGGCCACACCGCACUCCUGGUUGCUAUCGCAGCGAUCCUCAUUGGCCUCGUGUUGAUCGGUAUCCUUUGUGCGGUUCAUUUCACUACGGUAAGUCAGAUUUUGCCAUUCUCCAGCCAACACGCUAGAACUUGAUGCCAUCUUGAACAAUGCUGUUAAUUUGCGGAGAGGGGAGAGGUGAGAGGGAGGACAGUUAUUUCUAGUACUGUAGUGGAUACUCGCAGCUAUGACAGCUUCUAAGAUUAUGCUCUCUUCUUUAAUCUGUGUUUCUUGUGCUCUUGCAUGCUUAGAGGGCCAGGACCAGCACUCAGCAGUUGGCUUCGCUGGGUAUCUACCAGUGCCCACAUCCCAGUGUGGGGACCACUGCCAACUCCUGGAGCUCCAGGAAGCAUGGAUAGGAGAUGAGAGAAGAGGAGAUGUCCUCUGCCCACCUUGCCCCCUUCUCUUUGGGCAGAGUGGGCCUAGAGGAAGAGGGUCAAUCAAUGGGGAGCGGUGAUUUGUAGCGUAGCGGCAGGCUCAAAGCCACCAGCCCCUUCUGAAAACAGUCUUAUUAAUUUUCAGUAAUUAGGGGUGCAUUGCAACGAUCAAUGCAGAUCUUCAUGGGUUGCCUUCCAGCUAGUUCUACAGUGUUCCAUGCAUGUACAUGGGCAAAUGAUUUGGAUAUCUUCUUUUGGAGCAAGUUACAUUGUGUUUUCUGUGAAGGUCCAUUGGAUGAAACAGAACAUCUGGUGUUUUCAGUCUUCCCAAAUGUUUGGGCUUUGGAGCAGCUCUGGAUUUUAUUUUAUUUUUAAUAAUUUUUAUUAAUUUGGCGUAAUAUUCACCGGAGUCAACAUUUUCCCCAUAAUGCUUCCUCGGACUAGCGGGCAUGCCUCAGCGAUACUCCAAUUACCCAGAUUCAUAAAAACAAAAACAAAUAAACACACAUCGAUAAAGUAACACUAUAUGUGGAGAUUCUUCGAAUCUCGCAACUUCCCCCCAUCCCGUCUAUGGAGUCUUGUUUUAAAACAUCUCCAACUGCAUAUUAGUUUCUACUCCAGUUAUUAUAUCAAACCAUAUUAUCCAUAAUAUUUUUUUACACUACCAGUACAGUAUGUCAAAAUCUCUUGUUUCCAUCUGCUUACAGUGGUCUCCUAAAUAACUUGUAAAUUUUCCCCAUUCAUUUAUAAAGUUAGUUUUUUUUAAAUAAUAUUUAUUAAAGUUUCAGAGGAUACAAAAAUUACACAAGAACAAAAACAAAAAGUAAAAAUACAAAAAAUAAAAAUACAAAAUACAGGAAAAUAAAAAUACAGAAAAAAAGACAUAAAGAAAAAAAACAGUUAAACACAAUAUCAUUAUUUUCAGACUCCAUUAACUGUCAAUUUCCUUAUUUUCUUAGACCUCCUCCUACCUCCCUUCCUUUGUAUUCUAGUUCAAAUUGAUUAUCCAGCAAAUCCUUUCCUUUCCAUAUUAAAAAAAAUUCUAUCAUUACAUUACCCUCGACUAAUUUAAUCCUCUUUCUAUAAUAAACUAAACCUUAAAGUUUAAAACUUAAGUCUUAACCUUACCAGCUUCUUGUAAUCAUAAUAUUCUUUCAUAAUUCUUUAUGCAUCUUUACUAAAGCCAGGUAAUUUCUUCCAACAUUUUUCUAUCAUUCAUCAGCUUUAUAAAACAUUCUGAUAAUAAAGAAAAAUAGGGGGGGAAAAGAUAUAGACAAGUCCAAUCUUUAUCCAACGUCCCUUCCUCCUGGUUCCGGGAUUUGUCAGUCCUUAUUCCCAUCAGCUUAACCCGGUAACCUUAUGUCCGAGGCCCUCAGGUCACUUCCGCGGCUCUUCUUCAUACUUAUAGCUGUAAUUUCCCUUAUCUCCUCGUAAUAACUCCAGCUUGACAAUGUCUCUUGUUCGUGGUAACUCCAACAUAGUAAUGUUUUUAACCCUUCUCGUCAGAUCAGACCCUUUUCCAUAUUCAUCGCUGCAUUCCAUAUAGUAUUUAAAAACAUGUUUUUAUCCUCUUGGUUUCUGAGUUUUCCAGUCAGCUUUGCCAUUUUGGCAUCGUCCACCAGCUUGAUUUGCCAUUCUUCCCUGGUAGGGAGCAGCUCUGGAUUUAGGGCAGUGUGGGCUGUCCCCCCCCCCAGCACACAGGAUGCCCAGCCGAGGGGGUGCAAAACAACAACCACCACUUAUAUUUAUAAGGGUACCUAGUGAGAAGAUCCAUAAAAAUCAACUGUACCAAAAGGAAUUACGGUAUUGCGAAAAUGAGAAAUAUUUCUGGGGGUGGGGGAAGCAUCAAAUUUUGUCCUUGCUCAAGGGUGUCAUAUUACCAAAGUCCACCCCUGUUUGGAGCAUGCAGAACAACUCCUCUUCAGCCCAUCCUCAAUGGCUAACUCAGCUCCUUUCACUCCAGUUGCCUCCAAGAGCCAGUGUGGUGUAGUGGUUAAGAGUGGUAGACACGUAAUCUGGUGAACUGGGUUCGCUUCCCCGCUCCUCCACAUGCAGCUGCUGGUGACUUUGGGCUAGUCACACUUCUCUGAAGUCUCUCAGCCUCACUCACCUCACAGAGUGUUUGUUGUGGGGGAGGAAGGGAAAGGAGAUUGUUAGCCGCUUUAAGACUCCUCAGGGUAGUGAUAAAGCGGGAUAUCAAAUCCAAACUCCUCCUCCUCCUCUUCUUCUUCUUCUUCCAAUCAGCACAUAGUGGGAAAAGGCUGCUUAUCAGUAGCUAAAAAAGCUCCUCUUUCAUGCUGAUUGGGUGAAUCCAGGAGUCUAGGGACAGGGACCCUGCUGCAGAAAUAUGAAUGGGUCUUUGACCCCAACAUGACCCCAGACCAAAACACCACUGGGCAACGCACAGGCUCUGGUUAAAUUCCCAAGAAGCCAAAGCUUUCAUUUUAAGAAAUAAAGUCUCUAGACCUCAUGAGCUGAAACUAGUGGAGCUGUUUUGUAAAUACCAAAAAACAAAACAAAACAAAACACCCGCACAAAAACAGAUCAAAGGAGCAGGCAAACAGCCCAAAUACAUUAAAACAUUAUUUUGUGAUUUCAGGUUCUGAAUGAAUAAUAAUGAGACUAGUGGUAGCAAUGACAUCUGAGUGUGCAACCCUGUGCACACUCCCCUGUCUCCCCAUAAAUCUUAGUCCUUCCUCCGGAUAUCCCGAGGAGGAGGCCAAAGCUGCAACCCUAUACCCACUUACCUGGGAGUAAGCCCCAUUGUACCCAGUGGGACUUCCUUCUGAGUAGACACGGAUUGGAUUGCACUGUAAAGACCCCAGAACUUCAGGUCAGGCUGCAUCGCCAGCUGGCAGCCUUACCUUGUCACGAUGUAGGAUCUGAAAGGGAAAGUUGCAUAAGGGAAAGGUGGAAGGAAGUGGAUAAAUUUAGCCCAAAGAAGAUUAAGGGGGGAAUUCCGUCAAGUAUCUAGAAGGAAGAUGGGAAAUGCUUGCGCUUUCAGCCUAAGCAGCGAGGAGCAGAGGCAUCUUCCCAGAGGUAUCUGGUUGGCAGCUGCAACGAAACGAUGCUGGCUGAGGUGGACCUUUGGCCUGAUCCAGAACCCAGGCCCUCCCUCCCCUGUCAGAGCCAGUAUGCUUCUGAAUUAACAGUUGACACGGGGAAAGAAGAUAGAGGAAACUUUUCUUCCCUCUCUCCUAACUCUAGAACUGACCAACAUCCAAGGAAGCGGAAGAUAUGGGAUGGAUUAAACCAGGGGUCAGCAACCUUUUACAGCCGUGGGUCAGUCCACCGUCCCUCAGAGCAUGUGGUGGGCCAGACUAUUUUUUGGGGGGGGGGAAUGAACGAAUUCCUAUGCCCCACAAAUGACCCAGAAAUGCAUUCUUAAUAAAAGGACACAUCCCACUCAUGUAAAAGUACGCCGAUUCCCGGACCGUCCAUGGGCCGGAUUGCGAAGGUGAUUGGGUCACAUCCGGCUCCCGGGCCUUAGGUAAUAAUAAUAAUAAUAAUAAUAAUAAUAAUAAUAAUACAGUGGUGCCUCGCAAGACGAAAUUAAUUCGUUCCGCGAGUUUUUCCGUCUUGCGGUUUUUUUCGUCUUGCGAAGCACGGUGUUGGAAAAGUUUUGGAAAAGCUUCAAAAAUCACCAAAGUCUUCAAAAACCUCAAAAAAGGCUACCACACCGCGUGCUAUGAGUUGCUCCUGGAAGUCAAGUCGCAACUGUAUUAACGGUUUUAAGAAAAAGGAAACAAACUUGCAAGACGUUUCCGUCUUGCGAAGCAAGCCCAUAGGGAAAAUCGUCUUGCAAAGCAACUCAAAAAACAAAAAACCCUUUCGUUUUGCGAGUUUUCCAUCUUGCGAGGCAUUCGUCUUGCGAGGUACCACUGUAUACAGUGGUACCUCGGGUUACAUACGCUUCAGGUUACUGACUCUGCUAACCUAGAAAUAGUGCUUCAGGUUAAGAACUUUGCUUCAGGAUGAGAACAGAAAUCAUGCUCCGGCGGCCCGGCGGCAGCAGGAGGUCCCAUGAGCUAAAGUGCUGCUUCAGGUUAAGAACAGUUUCAGGUUAAGUACGGACCUCCGGAACGAAUUAAGUACUUAACCCAAGGUACCACUGUAUUUAUUUAUACCCCAUCCAUCUGGCUGGGCUUCCCCAGCCACUCUGGGCGGCCUCCAACAAAAUAUUAAAAUACAGUAAUGCAUCACACAUUAAAAGCUUCCCUAAAAAGGGCUGCCUUCAGAGGUCUUCUAAAAGUCUGGUAGUUGUUGUUCUCUUUGACAUCUGGUGGGAGGGCGUUCCACAGGGCGGGGGCCAGUACUGAGAAGGCCCUCUGCCUGGUUCCCUGUAACUUGGCUUCUCGCAGUGAGGGAACCACCAGAAGGCCCUCAGAGCUGGACCUCAGUGUCCGGGUAGAAAGAUGGGGGUGGAGACACUCCUUCAGAUAUACUGGACCAAGGUUGUCUACCCCUGGAUUAAAAAAAAAAAGGACUUCUUCAUGCAGCACAUCGUUAACCUGUGGUACCCGCUCCUGCAGGAGGCAGUGAUAGCCACCAACUUGGAUGGCUUUAAAAGAGGAUUAGACAAAUUCAUGGAGGAGAAAGCUCUCAGUGGCUACUAGCCAAUAUGGCGAAGCUUUGCCUCCACGGUUGGAAGCAGUAAGUGCUUCCCAAUAGCAGUUGCUGGAGACCACAGGAGGGGAGAGGGCUCUUUUGCUCACGUCCUGCUUGUGAGUUUCCCAGAAAAGGCAUCUAGUUGGCCACUGUGAGAAAAGGAUGCAGGGGGCUGGAUGGGCCUCCUUUGGCCUAGAUCCAGCUAUAGGGCUCCCCUGGCGUUCUUAUGAGCAUGAAACAAUAAGGCUGAUGGCCUGAACCGUAAGAAUGGAGCAGGGAAUGAAGGGAAGGCUGGUUUCACACAUGCAGGUUCAUGGCAGUAUCAUCAGGUGGGCGGAAGCAGCCAUGGUGGCCCAACAGCCAUAGGCAAAGGUGUUCCAUCACUUCAUUUUCCCACGGAGGUGGCUCACCCACUCAGCUGAAAGGCUGGGGAGGGAUGUACCGUAUUUUUCGCUCUAUAAGACACACCAGACCAUAAGACGCACCUAGUUUUUGGAGGAGGAAAACAAGAAAAAAAAUAUUCUGAAUCUCAGAAGCCAGAACAGCAAGAGGGAUCGCUGCGCAGUGAAAGCAGCAAUCCCUGUUGCUGUUCUGGCUUCUGUGAUAGCUGCGCAGCCUGCAUUCGCUCCAUAAGACGCACACACAUUUCCCCUUACUUUUUAGGAGGGAAAAAGUGAGUCUUAUAGAGCAAAAAAUACGGUAGCUCAGUAGUAGGGCAUCUGCCUUGCAUGCGCAUGGUCACAGGUUCAAUCCCUGACAUUGCCAGGUAGGGUUGGGAAUUUCCCCAGUCUGGAACCCUGGAGAGCUGCUGCCAGUCAGUGCGGACAAUACUGAGCUAGAUGGACCAAAUAAUCCGAUUCAGUAUAAGGUAGAUUCCUGCAGCUGAAUAAUCCUAUGCCUGAAACAUCAUGUACAGCAGGUAUCAUCAAUCUUUUCAGGCCCAUGGCUCACUUUUAAUCCAAACAGGCUUUGGAGGCCUCAUUUCUUAAUCGUUCGCCAUCUAUCUGCAUGGCUGUGAUGUUUCUGUUGUGACGCACUAGUGGGUCUCAGCUGACCAGCUGAAGACCAGUGAUGCACAGGCAUGUGCGAAUCUACUUAUGGGUGCUGCUUGUGCAAGUUGAGUGCAGAAUUCGGUAUGGGGUGGGGACCUCGAUUUUCAUUAAAGAGGGGAUUUAAGUUCCUAGUCCCUAAGACUAUGAAGAACAUGUUGAAAGUGUAAAACAGGCAUAGGCAAACUCGGCCCUCCAGAUGUUUUGGGACCACAACUCCCAUCAUCCCUAGCUAACAGGACCAGUGGUCAGGGAUGAUGGGAAUUGUAGUCUCAAAACAUCUGGGGGGCUGAGUUUGCCUAUGCCUGGUGUAAAAUCUCACGUGGACAGAACCUGGGUGAAAGGAAAACCCAGAAGUCAGGAGGUUGCGCUUGGGUGCCUGCAGAGCUCCUUACCUAUUGCUGUGACUAGUCAAAUAAGGUAUGCAAGUGAGAAGAUCAAAUUAUCUAAAGUAAUACAGUAUUUUGAAAUGCAGUAAGCCCUUUCUCCUCCUGUGAAGAGGCUGCAUCCUAAUGUUUUAAUGUUGUAUUUUAAACUUGUUUUUUAAAUUGUAUUUUAAUCAACUUGUUUUCAUUAUUGGUUGUUAGCUGCCCUGAGCCCGGUCUUGGCUGGGGAGGGCGGGGUAUAAAUAAUAAUAAUAAUAAUUACUACUACUACUACUACUACUACUACUACUUGUGUACAAUCAGCUUUAUGCAAAAUAAAAUAGAAAGGGGGCGGGCAUCCAGGAAAAAAGACUUUAGCAAUCCCACUUGCCAUUGGACUUACAGUGUUUUUAACUAGAUGCAAUGUUGGCUUUAGGGGUGAUACCUGGAAUGUUCCCCCUGUGUAAACUGGGCUUACUGUAUGCAUCCCUUUUGGUAGGUAGGGAAUUGGGGGGAGUGGAUGCAAAAGGGGACCGUGGCUCCUUCACCUUCAGGGGCAGGAGCCUGCCACCCUAUCCAAUUAAGGAUUGCUCACAUUGCUACUUAUCUCCAGAAUCUUCACAGCACUCCUGUAAGGUAGGCCAAAGACUAUAGCCAGAGGUCCUGCACCUUUAAGAGCUGAACAGAAGAGGGGAUUUCAAUACUAUUAAAGGUGCAGGAGCAUUUUGCCUCUGUUGCAUUUGGCUACCUUAUUAGAACCAGGAUUGUGAAACCUGCGGCCCUCCAGAUCGCAUCAUCUCCAACUCUUGGCCACCUGGAAACUGCAACGUAAAAGACAGCUUUCCUUGACACAGCCUUUUGGUUAUUUCUCUCCCCCGUAUAAAAAUCUCUGUUUCUAUGACCUAUGCACGUCCCUAGAUGCUGUUGGACUCCAACUCCCAUCAUCCCUGACCAUUGACUAAGUUUGCCAGGGAUGAUGGGAGUUGGAGUCCAACAUGUGGAGCUCCAAGGUUGAAGAGUGCUAUCCUGCGCUCUCAUAGAGCAGCCUUUGCUAACCUGGUGCCCUCCAGAUUCUUUGGAAUACAACUUCUUCGAGAGCCAGUGUGGCAUCGUGGUUGGAGUGUCGGCUCUGGACCUGGGAAACCAGGGUUUCAAAUCCUCGCUCGGCCACGUGAAACUCACUGGGUAACCCUGUGCCAGUGGCUGCCUCUCGGCCUAAUUUGCUUCACAGGUUUGCUGUGGGUAUUAAAUGGGGAGGGAGAGAACCACGUACAGUGGUACCUCAGGUUAAGAAGAUAAUUCGUUCUGGAGGUCCGUUCUUAACCUGAAACUGUUCUUAACCUGAGGUACCACUUUAGCUAAUGGGGCCUCCCGCUGCCACCGUGCGAUUUCUGUUCUCAUCCUGAAGCAAAGUUUUUAACCUGAGGUACUAUUUCUGGGUUAGUGGAGUCUGUAACCUGAAGUGUCUGUAACCCGAGGUACCACUGUUCGCCACUUUGAGCUCCUUGUAGAAUAAAUAAUAUAAAUAUAAAUGCAAGAAAGAAAUAACGCCAAAAUAUCUGUAGGGCACUCUGUUGUCUAAGAGAGAUUGCAGGGAGAUGCCACUCAUGGAUGGACACAGGAAGUUAGUUCCUCUGCUGUACUGCCACGUCGUGGGUGUCUGGCAACCUUCGCUGGCAUAUUUACAUCGCUGGCUCUUCAUCCUGGCAGAUGGAAUUACCAGCUGUCCCCAAAGACGCAGGAGCAGCAGAAGGGCUGUGGUGGGAUGUUUCUGCAAGACACACAAGUUGAGAUGGGCAUGAACUUUUCACCUCUUUCUGCUGGACACCGUGCUUGAGGAGGAUGGGUUGUGUGUGUUUCUCUCCCCCACAACCGAAACCAGAGCUCUCAAGAAACUUCCUAAAUAAUUAGGCCUGCAUGCUUGAAACUGUUUAUUACUUAGUCCUUUUUUAAAACAUCUGCCCUGGAUCUUCCAAUAAUCAGCUCCGUUGCAUGUCCAAAAGUUCUUCUGUCAUAAGAGAGGGAGAAAAACAACCUAUCCAUUUCUUCAUGCCCUGCAUAAUUUUGUGAACCUAUAUCUAAUCCUUGCUCACUUUUGCUCUAAACUGGAAAAAGUCCAUAAUACUUGCAUUAGAUGUGGUAGAAAAUGUGGGAGGCACAUACUUACACAAUCCAUUAUGCACAGCAGUCCUUUGGGGUCUUUUCCCUGUGCUGCAACUGCUAUGAGGGAGACUCCUGGUGGAAACCUCAGGGGUCAGGGGUCAGCAAACUUUUUCAGCAGGGGGCCGGUCCACCAUCCCUCAGACCUUGUGGGGGGCUGGACUAUAUUUGGGGGGGGGGAUGAACGAAUUCCUAUGCCCCACAAAUAACCCAGAGAUGCAUUUUAAAUAAAAGCACACAUUCUACUCAUUUUGGAACUACAAUUCCCAUCAUCCCUAGCUAACAGGACCAGUGGUCAGGGACGAUGGGAACUGUAGUCUCAAAACAGCUGGAGGGCCAGAGUUUGCCUAUGCCUAUAGAAUCUACCACUGAGCUGUGACUCUUCUCUCUCCUUAACUAUGACCUUCCUUUCCCCUUUAAGUCAGGUGUGGGGAAACUUUGGCCCCCCUGAUGUUGCUGAACUGCACCACCCACCACCCCUGGCCAUCGGCUCUGCUUGCUAGGGCUUCUGGGAGUUGUAGUCCAGCUGGGAGUUGUAGUCCCCCAUUCCUGCCUCUGCGUUACAGCUGUGCUUUGCCGUUAUGAGCACCAGCGGCUCUGGUAAUUGCCCAGGGUGUGGCUGAUUGCUUCUUCUAUGUUAAAACAAGGAAGGCUUUAUGAAAACACCAAAAAACAAAACAAAACAAAAGCCAUUAGUGAAUAUCAAACCAUUUCCUGACAGUCAGGAAUCCAUUGAUUUUUCGAGAUCGCCCUGAUACAUAAUUCAGCACGAACUGGCAGCGAGAUGACAGCUACCAGUGGAGACUUAAUGCUUGUGAUUCAAAAGAGUAUUGAGCCACUAAUGCAGUGAGUUGUUUGUUUAAUGGGAACAAGGGCUAUUAAAUAAUGUGUCCAUUAGGCCUUGAGGAUGAAUAAUUUAAAUAAGGCAAUCAAACUUUCUAACUUUCUCUUCUUCUUCUUCUCUCUCUCCCCUUCCCAAAUUCUCCUCUUCUCUUUGUGGGAGGGAAAAACCGCCAUUAUUUUUAACACCAAUGCAGCACGUCAUCUGA
Molecule: messenger RNA, 22538 nt
Organism: Podarcis lilfordi (Lilford's wall lizard)
Lineage: Eukaryota; Metazoa; Chordata; Lepidosauria; Squamata; Lacertidae
Source: the annotation of a GenBank genome assembly